Molecule: messenger RNA, 3384 nt
Organism: Funneliformis geosporum
Lineage: Eukaryota; Fungi; Glomeromycota; Glomeromycetes; Glomerales; Glomeraceae
Source: the annotation of a GenBank genome assembly
AACAAAAUGGCAGAGAAGGUGCAAUAUUACCUUGAACAAAUGGUCCCUGAGCUUGAGGACUUAGAACGUAAAGAAAUAUUCACAAAAGAAGAAAUAAAGUCGAUUAUCAAGAAACGAACAGCAUUUGAAUAUGCACUUAAGAGAAGACCAGCGCAAGUCAUCGAUUUUUUAAAGUAUAUAGAAUAUGAAAUGAAUUUAGAAUUAUUAAGAAAAAAAAGAAAAGAGCGUUUAACAGUAACUAAAUUUAAAGGUGAUAUUAAAUUAUGGUUACAAUAUAUUGAUUUUGCUAAAAACGAAGGGAAUAAUUUAUUCAAUAUUGGAUUAUCUUAUAGUGUACUACAAUUGCACCCAACAAAGCCAAUAUUUUGGAUAAUGGCAUCAAAAUAUGAAUUUGAAGUGAAUGCCAAUAUAAUGUCUGCUAGAGUGUUUUUACAACGUGGUCUUCGAUUAAAUUGCGAUUCACAUCAAUUAUGGCAUCAGUAUUUUAAACUUGAGCUAGUAUACGUCGAGAAAAUCAAAGUUCGUAGAAGGAUAUUAGGUAUUUCCAACAAUAAAGAUGAAGAAUUUAACGAUCACGAAGAUUCUCAAAAUUUCAUUAAGAUAGCAGAUGAUGAUCUUUUAAAGGCCAAUAAAUUAGAGACAGAAGGAUUAGAUCGAGUACAAGAAAUUAACUUAGAUGAUGAUAAUUUAUUAUUUCGUGGAGAACUUUCUAAAGUUGUUUAUUUUAAUGCUAUUAAAGCUAUUCCUAAUGAUCUGUCAUUUCGAAAAGAGUUUGUCAAUAUUUGCCGUGAAUUCUCUGAUAUAAAGAUGGUUCAAGAAGAAAUUUAUGAAAGUAUACGAAGAGACUUUAAAAGUAAUCCGGAAGCUUUAUCUUAUGUUAUUGAAAGACAUGUAGAUAAUAUUUCCGAUGUGCAUAGCAUCGAAUUCAUAAAUUCAAUUAAGCAUUGUAUUGAUGAAUAUCAAGAAUUUAUUGAGAAAUUUCCUAAUUAUGAAAUGUGGUAUAUGUAUUCGAAAUUUCUAUUGAAAUAUUUACAUAUGGUCUCUGAACCUAACCUGGUUUCUUUUUUAAAUAAAAAAUUAUCAAAAACCUAUAAAAAUGCUUCAAGAUCCAAUUUAGCAUCAUCAUCAAUGUACUCGGAUUGGAUAAAUUGGAUAUUAGAAAAAGAUGGUGUUAAAUAUGAGAAAAUUAAAGGAUUAUUAAAGAAUGCUACAGAUACUUGGCCCAAUAAUUCACAACUAUGGGAAAAAAGGAUUAAUGUUAUUAGUUAUUUUGAUUCUAAUGAAGAAAGUGAAUCAAUUGAAGAGUUAUAUAAAUUAUCGUUAAAAUUAAAUCCCGCCUCUUUAAUACUAUGGGUUUCCUAUCUUUCUUGGAUAUUUAAAAGCAUUAAUUUAAAAGAUAUUGAAUUAGAAAAUUUGUUAUUGAAUUCGAUUUCUAAAAUAUCUUCGUUAUCACAAAGUACUCAUAAUAGUAAAGAUGAUAAAGAUUAUCAACCUAACGAAAUUAAAGAUCAAAUUACAACAAAAUAUUUGAAAUGGGCCGUAGAGAAAGGAGGAUUAGAAAAAGCUCGCAAAGUUUAUAUGAGUUUAUUCAAUAAAACUUUGCCAACUCUAAAAUUUUAUCAAACAUGCAUUGAAAUUGAACAAGAAUACUUAGAAAACUCAUCAACCUCUGCAUCCGAUCCUAAAGCUCAUUUAAUUUGGCUUUUUGAACAAGCUUGUGGAUUUGAGAAAGCACCAAUUGUGUUUACAGUCAAGUUGACCUUUGCCGAGAAUAUUCAAAAUGAUAAUUUUAAAGAAUCACUUACGAUUAAAUCGCUUUCAGACGGAAAGUUGUUAACCCAUUUUCAAUUUAACGUUAGAAUUGGAGGAAUUGAGGAAGGCAAAGCUUUCAAUCAUUAUAAGUUAUUUCCGCGUGCGAUAGGACAAAUAAUUCAGAGUUAUAAUGCGCGUGAGUUGCACUUGACAUUUACUCAAGGACGAUGGAAUUAUGAAGACUGGGGUUAUCCUAUUGUACCAGCAGCAGGAAUUGGUGUGGAACUUUGGGCAUGGCUAUGGAAGGAUGGAAAGCUAGACGAAAAUUGGAAGUCAUUGACAAACGCUCUUGCCGGUCUUUUUUGUGCCUCAUUAAAUUUCAUAGAUGAUACAAUUACCGUUCAACCUAAAUUAUCGUUUCGACCAGAAGGGCCGUAUAAUGCUACGGAGUUAUCGGCACGUGCUGAACUUAGAUACGGUUCUUUACCUCAUGAAAAUGUUUGUACUGAAAAUUUGACACCAUGGAUUAAACUUCUUCCAUGUAAAUCAAAUUCUGGGGUAGCAUCACUUUUGAAUGGACACAAAUUAUAUGAUUCUAAUUUUCAUUCAAUGUCCAUUCACGUACGGCCAAAUUCGGAAUGUUCGCGAAAACAGUUAGAAAUCGUUCAGACUGUGUCCACUGUCGUAGAUCCUGUAAGGAAUUCAGGAAAAAGAGAUUGGAGUUUGAACCAGAUUUUUGGAAGACGUCUUUCACAAGCUUGUCCUUUAGCCGAAGAAAGCAAAUUAGAAAUAAAUUUACCCGAAGAUGGUGAUUAUAAAUUAAGUCCUGACGCGGAUGACGUCAUUCGGAAUACUGAAGGUGACACGAGUAAAGCUGUGUAUAAUCUUAAAAACGUACAAUCAAAGACAGAUGUUUCGAUGACAUGGAAAGAAGAUUUGUUCGAAUACAAUCUUAAUUUCGAACAACCUCGUGUUUAUGCACAUCGUUUUUUUACCGGUUAUGGCCAAGAAAGAGGUGGAAUUAAAAUUAAUAUAUUUAACAGAAGUUCAAAUAUCUCUGUCCCAAUAAUAUAUUUUGACGUUAUUCCAUGGUUCUUGAAAUUAUAUCUUCAUACGCUAAAAGUCCAAAUAAAUGGAGUGGAAGCACAAUAUAAUCCAAUAAAGGAUUUGUAUUAUCAGCCGGCUGUGGAUCGUUCACGUCCGAAUGUUAUUGAAGCAGAAUUAUCAUUACCACCUAAUUCCAUAACAACUCUGUCGAUUAAUUUUGACAAAGUAUUUUUAAAAUAUACCGAACAUCCACCGGAUGCGAACCGUGGUUUUGACAUUGGUUCUGCAGUAAUAUCCACUAAAGUUGAAUCUCUUGAUGACUACAAAUACUUUCACGAUAUAGAAACAAGAAAUUGUUCCGAAAACAUGCCAAAAACGGCAUGUCAUCAUUUCCCUAUCCGAAUAUACACGGAAACGCUUCUUGUUAGUCUUCCUACACCAGAUUUCAGCAUGCCUUACAAUGUUAUAACAUUAACAUGUACGGUCAUUGCACUUUUCUUUGGAAGUAUGUUUAAUUUAAUGACCAGAGGUUUUGUCGCGUUACGCCCUAAUGAAGUUAACGAAGAUAAAGUUAAAGUUAAAUAA